AAGCAUAUAAAGGCCCUUGAAAUUUUAAAUCCAAGCUAGAAACGUACCAGGCUAUAAAGUGAAAAUAAUAAGCAAAUAAUUACGGAGUACAAACUAGAGGGGGUUUAUGACCCAGAACUACAUGCACAAUAAUGAGAGAGAUAGAGAGUAGAGUCACACGAAGUGGAAAAUAACAGAAGAUGAUCGGCGGAUGGGAAUUUUAUACUUGCCAAUCGACAUUGCCGGAUCAGUACUCUGCAAAAGUCGUCGACAGUAGAUAGUAAUCGCCAUGGGCGGAAUGAUUGUUUUCUGAUUGCGGCAACAAAACAUUGUUGAGGCAAAUGCCUGGACCAACUAGUCCCAAAGCCAGCCCUCGAAACUGGCUAAGGGUAGUAAUGUAGCUAGGUACGUAGAUGUUGAGGCAGUUAUGUUGAUCAAAAGUAUAGUGAUGGUGAUGAAAAGAGAGUCUCUCUCCCUUCUUCCCAUUUCAAAUUUCCACCCCACUCUCUUCUUCUAGCUCCCUCCAUGGGCAUAGCUAUGGGCACAUUGUGCCCUCGCCCACCCCAAUUUUGAUAAAAUUCUUUACUUUUAUUUGAAAAUUUUUUAUCGAAAAUUUAUGAAUACUUAUAUGGAUGAUUAUUUUCCAGCCCACCUCAAUUUCCUCUUCUGAUUAUGCCACUAGCUACAUACAACUAUGAGAUAGAACAUAGCAACAACGUGCUAGCUGACAUUUUUCUGCCAAUAAGUUGACGUCUUUCUAACAAAAUCAUUUGUUUCUCUUUCUUCUUCACCUUCUUCAUCAUCAUCAUCUUCUUUCAUUUUUUAAUUUGUGGGUAUAUGGUUCUUUUGCUAGUAAAGAUGACAUUUUUCUCCCAAAAAGCUAAGGUGACUGAUAGAUUAUAUCGACCCGGACCCCAUAGCCCAUGUACUCAUAAGAUUAAUACAAGGACAGCUGGCACCCACGUGGUCUUUCAUAGGCCUGGACCUCCUUCGUCCAGGAAGAACCGGCUCACAGAAUGCUGCCCAGAAGCCCAGGAGCAGAAGUUUGGUACGGUCCUCUGUUGGCCAAGCCCUCCAUCGACCUGGCACUUUUACGGCCAACGAGACUCCAGCAAACUAGAUUUUAUACUUAGCUCUAGAAAUCAUGUACUCAGCCCAUUUGAGGCCUUAUUUUGUACCGGGUCUCCCAGGCCCAACUUAUGGGAGCCCAAACUCACAUUUCCCCUAUAAAUAGCUCCCUAAGGUAGUUAUAAGGGAUUGAGAAAUAUUAAUUACUCACUUUCUCUCUCUAACUCUCACUUCUCUCC
Cuscuta epithymum is the source of this 1286-nucleotide messenger RNA. The record is from the annotation of a GenBank genome assembly. NCBI's taxonomy places the organism in Eukaryota, Viridiplantae, Streptophyta, Magnoliopsida, Solanales, Convolvulaceae.